AUGUUGUAUGAUCAUAUGGGCGCUGAUACGUCUGUUGUCACUCAAAAAAUUUUUCAGUUGAUUGGAUUGACAAAUGCUAUUUUUACUUCAUUUAAUAUUACAAUAAUUCUAUCUUCAUUGGAGCUUUGGAUAGAUGAAAAUAAAAUUCUAACCACUGGAGAUGCUAAUGAGUUAUUACACAGGUUUUUAGUAUGGAAAAGGUCUUAUCUUGUGUUACGUCCGCAUGAUAUGGCAUUUUUACUUGUCUACAGAGAAAAACCAAAUUAUGUUGGUGCAACGUUUCAAGGGAAGAUGUGUGAUAAAAACUAUGCAGGAGGUGUUGCUCUGCACCCCAGAACCAUAAGUCUGGAAUCACUUGCAGUUAUUUUAGCUCAAUUACUGAGCCUUAGUAUGGGGAUAGCUUAUGAUGACAUUAACAAAUGCCAGUGCUCUGGAGCUGUCUGCAUAAUGAACCCAGAAGCAAUUCAUUCCAGUGGUGUGAAGACCUUUAGUAACUGCAGCAUGGAAGAUUUUGCAUAUUUUAUUUCAAAUCCAAAGUCUCAAUGUCUUCAAAAUCAGCCACACUUAGAUCCAUAUUACAAACAGGAAACUUGUGGUAAUGGAGUAUUGGAACAAGGAGAAAGCUGUGACUGUGGGAGUGAACAGGAGUGUAAUGACAAGGGCAAUACAUGCUGUAACAGUGCAACGUGUACAUUCACAGAUGGCUCAAAUUGUGAUGAAGGACCAUGCUGCUCAAAUUGUGUUUUUUCUUCAAAAGGAACUGAAUGCAGGCCUGCCAUCAAUGACUGUGAUCUCCCUGAAUAUUGCAAUGGAUCAUCUGCACAAUGUCAAAGUGACUUCUUUGUUCAGAAUGGGCAUGCGUGUGGAAAUGAUCAGUGGCUCUGUGUUGACAAAGAAUGUAGGAGCGGGAAGCAACAAUGUGUGGAUACAUUUGGUUCAG
Molecule: messenger RNA, 940 nt
Organism: Galeopterus variegatus (Sunda flying lemur)
Lineage: Eukaryota; Metazoa; Chordata; Mammalia; Dermoptera; Cynocephalidae
Product: disintegrin and metalloproteinase domain-containing protein 2-like
Exons: 8
Biological process (GO): proteolysis; binding of sperm to zona pellucida; cell adhesion
Cellular component (GO): plasma membrane
Molecular function (GO): metalloendopeptidase activity
Source: RefSeq, a predicted model, not a curated record